Molecule: messenger RNA, 909 nt
Organism: Rotaria sordida
Lineage: Eukaryota; Metazoa; Rotifera; Eurotatoria; Philodinida; Philodinidae
Source: the annotation of a GenBank genome assembly
AUGGCUGCUCAAAGCGGAGUUCAAAUUAAAUGGUGUACUGUUACUUGUGGCACAUGCACGUAUACAUUACCUAACAGAUAUCAAGAAAUAUGCCCUAUUGGAAAAGGUACUUUUAGUGCUGUGAUUCGUGCCAAAGAUACAGAAACAGGUCAAUCCGUAGCUAUUAUAAAACUAUUUCGACCCUUUCAUAAUCCAGAUCGUGCAAAACAAACCUAUCGAGAAUUAAAACUACUCAUGUAUCUAUAUCAUCCGGAUAUAGAUAUUAUACAAUUGUAUAAUGUAUUUACACCAGAAAAAAAUGUGGAUGAUUUUUCAACAUUAUAUUUUGUCUUUAAUUUUGUUGAUUAUAACUUACGUCAAGUUAUUAAGCGUGACAAACCAUUCUCAGAAGAUCAUAUCAAACAAAUAAUCUGUUCACUACUUCGUGCUUUGAAGUAUAUUCAUUCAGCUGGUAUUAUCCAGCGUGAUCUGAAACCAGAAAAUAUUGGAAUAGAUCAAGAUUCAAAUGUUGCAAUAAAGUUAAUACUACUUAAACCAAUUUUUCCUGGAGAAGGUCAUCUUGAUCAGUUAGAUAAAAUAUUUGAUAUAAUCGGUACACCAGAUAUCACAACAUUACAUGAAUUAGCUACGGAAGAGGCCCGGGAGUAUAUCAGUCGACUGAAACCAAAACCAAAGCAAGAUUUCAAUCGAUUAUUUGGUUUUCAAUAUGAUUCAGCAACAAAUGAACGAAUAUCGGGUGUUUUACCAAAAGAUGUUGAUUUACUUGAUCGUCUUCUAUCUUUUGAUCCUCGUCGACGUCCAACUGCACAGGAAGCACUGACUAUUAUUUGGAAGAUGGUUCAAGAUUUUGUACCACCACAAUUUCGUAUCAAUGAUAAUCCUAACCCGAUUCAUGAAACAAAACGAUGA